Penicillium waksmanii is the source of this 1830-nucleotide messenger RNA. RefSeq names its product putative manganese ion homeostasis (Fr). NCBI's taxonomy places the organism in Eukaryota, Fungi, Ascomycota, Eurotiomycetes, Eurotiales, Aspergillaceae. The transcript has 2 exons. Gene Ontology annotation, cellular component: endoplasmic reticulum. Gene Ontology annotation, biological process: GPI anchor biosynthetic process. Gene Ontology annotation, molecular function: hydrolase activity. The record is from RefSeq and is a predicted model, not a curated record. The coding region runs from base 1 to 1830 and encodes 609 amino acids.
AUGAGCUACGCCUAUUCUCGCAGCACGGGUGCUUCGUCCCUCCCUUCUUAUAAAAGUCCUUCUCCGCAAUCGCCGACCUUCAUAGACCAGGCCUGGGGCCGGCUUCCAGGCGCAAAACAAUGGGUGGAGGAUGGGGUGGCCGCAAUCGGGUCUCGAAGAUCCCGCGAGCGUGGUGAUGCUCAGAGCUCCGCGACUAGGAUCUUCAGGCGGAUUUUCACAGUCGCCAAUGCUGUGAUAUUGGUCUGGGUAUGGACGCUGUGGUGGGGAGAGCGUACGGUCUUUCAAGAGCAUAUCGAUGCAUGUGUUUGGGAUAAUUGGGAGCAUUGGUCUCAACAUGCCACCCCGCAUCAUAUCGCUUUUGUCGCCGAUCCACAGCUCGUUGAUCCCCACACCUACCCCGGUCGUCCGUGGCCACUGUCGACCCUCACCGUCAAAUAUACCGAUCAAUAUAUGCGCCGCUCCUUUGCAUCCAUACAAGAAAGUUUGGUACCUGAUUCGGUCCUUUUUUUGGGAGAUCUGUUUGAUGGCGGUAGAGAAUGGGCUACAAGGACGACGACCAGCCCCGAAGGUCGCUACAAAAAGAUCGACGAUACCUUUUGGAGGAAGGAAUACCGGCGAUUCGUGAAGAUCUUCAUAGACCCCUGGCUGAAGCAAGAUAUUGCCCCGGUCGAUGGCCGAGGUCGCAAAAUGAUCGCCAGCCUACCAGGAAACCACGAUUUAGGAUUUGGCAAUGGAGUUCUUGAACCCGUGCGUGAUCGCUUUCAGAGCUACUUCGGCGACAGCAAUCGCGUUGACGUGAUUGGAAACCAUACCUUUGUCUCGAUCGAUACUGUCUCACUCAGCGCAAUGGAUCAACCGGACCCUUUAACGGGUAGUUCAACGCCCAACCCAACCGACGACCCAAACUUCCGCCCGAUCUGGAAAGACGCAGACGAAUUUCUGGAUAAGAUGCCUACCAACAAGGCCAGGGCGGAGAUGGAAGAACUCAUGAUGCUGCAGAACAAGUCCGACACUAUCAACGUCAAGUUUGACCAUCAAGUUGUUGAUGCUACCGAAAGCUCUAUUUUCCACAAGCCCAACCCCAAGUCAAAGGGAUUUCCUACCAUUCUUCUCACCCAUGUGCCGCUAUAUCGCCAACCGGCUACUCCCUGCGGUCCCCUCCGGGAACGCCACCCUCCGUCCGCGCCAAAUCUCGAACAAGACGAACCGAAUUCGUUAAGUAUCUCAGGGGGCUAUCAAUACCAAAACGUAUUGACGCCGAAGAUCUCAACCGAGCUCGUCUCAAAGGCCGGACCAAAUGUUGUCCAAGUCUACUCCGGCGACGACCACGACUACUGCGAAGUCAUCCACCGCGAAUUCAACGGCUCCCCAAAUGAAAUCACAGUCAAAAGUCUAUCCUGGGCAAUGGGCGUCCGACGACCCGGCUUCGUCCUAACAAGUCUCUGGAACCCAAUCGACCCUAUAACCGGCGAAUCUAUGCAAAACGCCGCCCCCCCUCACAAUUCAAAACCACCUCUGCAUUCUCCCCGACCAACUCGGCAUAUUCAUUCACUAUCUCUGCGUCCUGCUCGUCAGCAUCAUCAUUCUUUCCCUCAAUUCCUUCUACCACAUCAAAUUUUCACCCGAGGACCCCUUCGCCUCAGCCUCAGCCUCCAUCCUCCCCCCUCUCUGAACGUCGCUCCCACUCCCCGCGACACCAGUACCAACCCUCCGGUACGUCUAGUUCCACAUUAUCCUCCCAAGGUCUCGCCAGCCGCAAUGGAAUCCGCUACGCGGGUGGUCCUGCUGCCCCCGGCGCGAAAAAUCCACCAGACGCUCAUCGCGCUCUAG